Molecule: messenger RNA, 423 nt
Organism: Lactuca saligna
Lineage: Eukaryota; Viridiplantae; Streptophyta; Magnoliopsida; Asterales; Asteraceae
Source: the annotation of a GenBank genome assembly
AUGAUUUCAACAAAUGGAUCAUCGAUCUAUGACUUCCCUCAAGGGAAAUUGGGGGUUCCUGAUACUCUAUUAGAAGUGGGGUUAUGCCUUCCAAUGUCUGACUUCCUUGAUAUAAGGGUAAAUGUUGGUUCUAGCGAACCUUCCUCGUCUUCUCAACUGGUUGUUGGGGAUAUUUUCACAACCCAUUCUCCGGCCUCCUCAUCUGCCAGUAUUCCUAUGAUGGGUCAAGCAGGAAAAAUGAACGUGCCCAAGCUUCUUGGUGGUAUUGGAGAUGUUCUUGACGAUGGGUUUUCUACGCUCGGACAGAAAGAGAGAGCAGUGAUGCCCAGUUCUUCAAAGGCAUCACCUUCUCCAUUUGUUGACUCACUCACAGUUGAUCCUGAUGCCUAUUCUGUGCUUGGAGGUGCAUUGGGCGUGUCAUGA